Messenger RNA from Miniopterus natalensis, 2607 nucleotides. The record is from RefSeq and is a predicted model, not a curated record. NCBI's taxonomy places the organism in Eukaryota, Metazoa, Chordata, Mammalia, Chiroptera, Miniopteridae.
AGAAGGAGGCUGGGAAGAAGACAUUCUGAGAGAGAGAGAGAAAAGAGAAAAGAAGAGGGAAUGGAAAACGAGAGGGAGAGGGAGAGGAAAUGAGAGAGAAAGGAGAGAGGACUGCUUUAUAGCUGCUAAGAUUGCAGACAGAAAUAGCACACAACCACCGUGAGCUGUAUGCGACUCAGAAACCAAGACUAAAUUGUAUUCACUUUUCUUAAUCAGUUGCUCAGAAAGAAAGAGAUGACAUCUGGUCCUGUCUUCUUCUACAUCUUGAUUUUUGGAAAAUAUUUUUCUCAUGGCAGUGGACAGGAUGUCAAGUGCUCCCUCGGCUAUUUCCCCUGCGGGAAUAUCACCAAGUGCCUGCCUCAGUAUCUUCACUGUAACGGAGUGGAUGACUGUGGGAACCAGGCCGACGAGGACAACUGUGGAGACACCAAUGGAUGGAUUUUCCAAAUUGAGAAAUAUUUUGUCAGUUACAACAGAACGGCCUUUCCAUAUCUCUUUGGGCCAGAAACACCAAAAUGCUCAGUCGGUUCUGUGCCCAGGAAAUGUGUUUGCCAAGGUUUACAGCUGGACUGCAAUGAAGCCAAAUUACGAGCUGUUCCAUCAGUUUCUUCAAAUGUGACUUCAAUGUCGCUUCAGAAGAACUUAAUAAGAAAACUUCCUCCUAAUGCCUUCAAGAAGUACCAUGAUCUUCGGAGACUGUUCCUGCAAAACAAUAAGAUUAGAUCCAUAUCCAUCCAUUCUUUCAGAGGACUGUACAAUCUUACUAAACUGUAUCUUAGUCAUAACAGAAUAACCUUCUUGAAGCCUGGUGUUUUUGAAGAUCUCCACAAACUAGAAUGGCUGGUAAUUGAGGAUAAUCACCUCAGUCGAGUUUCCCCACUAACAUUUUAUGGACUAAAUUCUCUUAUGCUCUUGGAGCUGAUGAAUAAUGCCCUCACCCAUUUGCCUGACAAACCUCUUUGCCAGCACAUGCCCAGACUGCACUGGCUGGACUUUGAAGGCAACCAUAUCCAUAAUUUAAGAAAUUUGACUUUUAUCUCCUGCAGUAGUUUAACUGUUUUAGUAAUGAAGAAAAAUGAAAUUAAUGACCUAAAAGAAAAUACUUUUGCACCUCUCCAGAAACUAGAUGAAUUGGAUUUAGGAAAUAAUAAGAUUGAAAAUCUUUCACCGCAUGUAUUUAAGGAUCUGAAGGAGCUCUCAAAAUUGAAUCUUUCCUAUAACCCAAUCCAGAAAAUUCAAGCAAACCAAUUUGAUUCUCUUGUCAAACUCAAGUCUCUCAGCCUAGAAGGAAUUGAAAUUUCAAAUAUCGAACAAAGGAUGUUCAGGCCACUUAUGAAUCUCUCUCACAUCUAUUUUAAGAAAUUCCAGUACUGUGGAUAUGCACCACAUGUUCGCAGCUGUAAACCAAACACCGAUGGAAUCUCAUCUCUGGAGAACCUCUUGGCAAGCAUCAUUCAGAGGGUGUUCGUCUGGGUUGUGUCCGCAGUUACAUGCUUGGGAAACAUCUUUGUCAUUUGUAUGCGACCCUAUAUCAGGUCUGAGAACAAGCUGCAUGGCAUGUCAAUCAUAUCUCUCUGCUGUGCUGACUGCCUAAUGGGAAUAUAUUUAUUUGUGAUUGGAGCCUUUGACCUAAAGUUUCGUGGAGAAUACAAUAAGCAUGCACAGCUGUGGAUAGAAAGUUUUCAUUGUCAGCUUGUGGGAUCUUUGGCCAUUCUCUCUACAGAAGUAUCAGUAUUACUUUUAACAUUUCUGACAUUGGAAAAAUAUAUCUGCAUCGUGUAUCCUUUUAGAUUUUUAAGACCUAGAAAAUGCAGAACAAUUACAGUGCUGAUUCUCAUUUGGAUUAUUGGGGUUAUAGUGGCUUUCAUUCCAUUGAUCAAUAAGGAAUUUUUCAAAAAUUACUAUGGAAGCAAUGGAGUAUGUUUCCCUCUUCAUUCAGAAGAUACAGGAAGUACUGGAGCCCAGAUUUAUUCAGUGACAAUCUUUCUUGGUAUUAACUUGGUGGCAUUUAUCAUCAUAGUUUUUUCCUAUGGAAGCAUGUUUUACAGCAUUCAUCAAAGUGCCAUAACAGCAACUGAAUUACGGAAUCAAGUUAAAAAAGAGAUGAUCCUUGCCAAACGGUUUUUCUUUAUUGUAUUUACUGAUGCAUUAUGCUGGAUACCCAUUUUUGUACUGAAAUUUCUUUCAUUGCUUCAGGUAGAAAUACCAGGUACCAUAACCUCUUGGGUAGUGAUUUUUAUUCUGCCAAUCAACAGUGCUUUGAACCCAAUUCUCUAUACUCUGACUACAAGACCAUUCAAAGAAAUGAUCCAUCAGUUUUGGAAUAACUACAGACAAAGAAGAUCUAUCGGCAGCAAAAGAAGUCAGAAGACGUAUGCUCCAUCAUUCAUCUGGGUAGAAAUGUGGCCGCUGCAAGAGAUGCCACCUACGUUAAUGAAGCCAGCUCUUUUCACAGACUCCUAUGAAUUAUCACUAAUUUCUCAAUCAACUAGACUCAAUUCCUAUUCAUAACUGAUUCUGAACCCCACUGGGGUGCUUGAAAGUAGAUUUAUUAGUAUAAAGCAAAUACCACAAAAUUAAUAAUUUAUAUUAAUGGCUAAAAUAAAU